GCGUCUGUUUGGUGAGAUUUUUAUCUCUCAGUUUCUCUUCAGCUUCUCUCCACUUUGUAACACCAAAUCUCACAACGCAUAGAGAAAAUUUUUCAACCAUUUCACUCAAAUUUCGCUCGAUUCAUCCAAAUUUUCGUUUCUGAUCUCAACUCUAACGCUUCCGAAUCGAAAUCUCUGUUUUUUUCCUCUUUGGUUUUAUGUAUGAAUCUUCAGAUUUCUCGCAAAAUAUCGCAGAAACCUCAAUGCUAUACAUAUAGCUUUCAUGCUCAUUUGCGGUUCCUUGAUUUGUAGCUGUUGUCGAUGUUUUGAGCCUCGAAUUUGUGUUCUUUUCUAGAUUCUCGGAACAUGUUGUGCAUUUGUUGUUAUUAUUUAUUUUUGAAUCCGAAGCUCUGAAGGGCUAGGGUUUUGGAAUCCCUCGAAACGAAGCGUGUUUUUGGAGAUUUUCGGAAGCACGGUGAAAGGCGAAAACUGUCUCAACUUUAUGAAGUAUUAGAGAUUUAGAUGCAAACUUUUGAACUUAGUGAAUCAGACAACCUUAGCUGCAGCUGGGAGAUACCUGAGCUAAACAGAGAGAUGAGUUCAACUUGCAUUCAGAUGUAAUGAAGACCUUACAGGAUUCACAGAGUGCACAGGAAAUACAGUCCUCAACCCAAGUUUCACAUGAGUCCCAAAGUGACCACCAGAACAACACAGCAGAGGCUCCUGUGGCAGACUCAGGUUCAAUAUGCAUUUCAAGCAAUGAUAACAGGAAAGUUUCGCGUGAAGAUAUUGAACUUGUCCAGAAUUUGAUAGAACGGUGCCUACAGUUGUACAUGAACAGGGAUGAAGUGGUGAAGACCCUCUUGAGUCGUGCAAGGAUAGAUCCUGGAUUUACAACUUUGGUAUGGCAGAAGUUGGAAGAAGAAAAUGCUGAUUUUUUCAGGGCCUAUUACAUUAGAUUAAAAUUGAAGAAACAAAUCAUUUUGUUUAAUCAUUUGCUUGAGCAUCAGGCUCAUCUCACGAAUUAUCAUGUGUCUCCAAAAGUUCCUUUGGCGCCCAUACAGAAUGGAAUCCAUCCCAUGCCUGUUAACAACUUACCAAUGGGAUAUCCUGUACUUCAACAACCUCCUAUCCCGGCUCCUGGUCAACCUCAUAUUGAUUCCAUGGGUUGUGGAAUAUCCAGCUGUCAUGUUGUAAAUGGAGUCCCUGCACCAGGCAAUUUCCACCCUAUGCGGAUGAAUUCCGGGAACGAUAUGGUGAGGAACACCAGCACAGCAGAUGUAGCACCUGUUAUUCCACCUAGCAGUGCCAUGUCAUCCAUGUCAGAGAUGCCUGUUAGUCCUACUUCAGUUGCAUCAAGUGGCCAUUUCCCCUUCACUGCAUCAGAUAUAUCAGGAAUGGGAGUAGAGGCAUCAGCACUUGAGACAGCAUUUACAUCUGAUGUGGCCAGUUCAGUAGGAUUGCAGCUUCCUCCAGAUGGUGGGCCUGGGAAUUCUAGAGAUUCCCUCAGAGCUUUGGCUCCAAUUCCAUGGAAUUUCAGUCUUUCAGAUUUAACAGCAGAUUUAUCAAACUUAGGAGAUCUAGGAGCUUUGGGAAACUACCCCGGUUCUCCCUUUCUGGGUUCUGAUUCAGACAUUUUGCUUGAUUCUCCGGAGCAAGAGGAUAUAGUUGAGGAGUUCUUUGUCGAUUCUGUCCCAGGGCCGCCAAAUGCCCAAUCAGAUGAGGAGAAGUCCUAGAAUAAGGUUGCGGAAUCAUGCAUUUGACUUCCACAGAUGCUCUCCUCAUGGAACCUCAUAAAAUUGUAUUCUAAUGUGUUCAUCCCGAAGCGACUUACCACAAAAGAGUUGCUCUACUUCCAGAGUCCUGGUAUGCCCUGUGAGUGCCCUUCUAGGGGAAUCCUGGGUCACAGCUUAUGAAAAUUUUUGCAGCUCAACCAGUCCAAUCUUCACCAGAAAAGUAGAAAGCUGGUAUAGCUUUGGAGAUGAAGAUUGAUCCUCUUACAGUGUAUGGCGAUUCUCAACUGAUUGUUAAUCAGAUCUAUGCACUAUUUAUUAAGUAAGAAAGAGGUCUCUCGAGCCCAGUUUAUCUAGAUUUUCAAUAUAUGAUUUGGUGAUGACUGAUUUUGUCACGCUUUUGCUUUUCACA
Molecule: messenger RNA, 2124 nt
Organism: Vitis riparia (riverbank grape)
Lineage: Eukaryota; Viridiplantae; Streptophyta; Magnoliopsida; Vitales; Vitaceae
Exons: 10
Coding region: 600-1715 (371 amino acids)
Source: RefSeq, a predicted model, not a curated record